CUUCCGCUGAGGAACUCUUUGUCAACUUUUUCGACAUUGUCAAAUAUCUAUAUUAUCUGUAUUUAGAUGUUACAUUUUGGAGUAAGAACGAUCGUAGAUGAAAAAAUAUUGACACGGAAUGUAAAAAUGUAUUAUCGAUGACACGAAAUCAUUCUAAAUAGUAGAAAAGAUUCUCAGUAACAUAAGAAGUAAAGCUAACACUAACAGACAAUUAGCAUUAUAAUGGUAGUAAUUAGGAUCAGAGACGUCUUAGGAAACACAGAAAUACGCAGGUAGACGUCAACACAUGUGAUAAAUCAAUACGGCGUCAAUUAUGGCUGAACUUCCUCAAGCUCACAUGUUUGCUGCCAUCAAAUCAGAAAACCUAUGUAGAUGAUUUGAAGAUAUGAAAUCCACCAAUCAUAUGACUUAACUACUAAAAUGACGACGAUGAUUGCAUACACAGAAGAAGCGCAAACGAUUCAUCCUGAUAAUCUUAAUCUCAAUGGAACAUUAAAUGGAACAUGUUGGACAUUCCCAAAUUCUAUACAUCUCGCCACAUUGCUGACAUCUACAAUUAUAGUUGUAGUCGUUAUCGUCCUUGGUUGUUUUGGCAACGGCCUAGUUUUACUCUCAGCUGCGCAAUGCCGUUCUCCGAGAGUAAAUAUUGAUAUUUUGAUCAUCAAUCUGGCGGGUACAGAUUUCUUGAUGUGUACAUUUUUCGUAUCUAUAUAUUUAUAUUUGCUGUUUGCUGCACCAGAUAACCCGGCUGUUUUUUGCCAUGCAAUACAGUUUUUAGUGUGUACCUGCGCUCUGCUGUCCUUGACGACGCAAGUGAUUAUCGCCAUGCAUCGGUUUACACGAGUUGUGUGGCACACGAAAGGCACACUGUCACUUUUAAAAGCUGGCCUCAUUUUAGCAGGCCUCUGGUUAUUCAGCUUAGGAGUCUCAAUCGGGGGAGUUUUACACGUCUCAGGAAGCUGGGACUCACAUUGGGAAGAUUGCCUCGCUAUGAUAAACAGCUGCAAUCGUAAAAAGAAUAACUUUGUGUUAUUUUACCUAGGACCUGUCUGCCUUGUCAGCUUCACAUUGAUUAUUAUUGCCUAUAGUGUUAUUGCCCAUGCUGUUCGAAAGCAAAGCAAUCUCAAACACUCCCCGACAAUUUCCCGAACCGCAACACCUAGACAAAGUCCAUAUAAGGUCCCUGCUGGUGUCCCAGAGGACAAUGCACGUCCGUCAAGUGCUUUUUUACAACAACUGUCAUUCCAGAAGGUCUUUAAGGCUUUAUCAACGUGCCUUGUUGUAACAUUGAGUGUAUUGAUCUGCUGGGGACCCCUUAUAGUCACACAAUUUAUUGAAUACUUCACAGGGGAAUCCCUCGUAUUAUUCCAAGUAAAGAUCUCAGGAAUCGGGCUGAUUUUUCUCUCAAGUGCGCUGAAUCCAUAUAUAUAUGCUCAAAAUAGCACAACAUUAAAACAAAAGAUCGUGAGCCUGCACCGUACCUUGGUUGUAGAAUGCAGGAGAUGCUCACGAUGUAAGAAAACUAAACUUAAGCCCAUGAAUCCGUCUGUGUUAGAUGGUGAACAUGAUGUUAUUAAUCGAAUAAAGUCUUCACAUGCGGAGACGCAGCAUACAUUGCAUAUUGGGUCCCCACAUGCUAAGAGAAAAGUUGAUAGAUCUGCAGGCCCAAGCCAGACACACAGAAUACGAUCUGGUACAAAUACUGGUAUACAAACCCGUGCCCAUGCCCUUGUCCAUGCGGAGCAGACGUCAUGUAUGGCUACUCAUACUCCACCUAUUGGUAGUCCAAUAAGCUCAACUGUUGUCCUCUGUAAACAUGAACCAUUACCCAUUGCUAAUACCGCAGACUGUUAAAAGUGAUUGAUCAAUCUGUCCAUGUUUAACAAGCUCAAGAAUGAGACAGAAGUGUGUAAAUUUUCCAUGUUCAGCAUGCUUCAGUGAAAUAGAAACAAGUAAAUUGCCAUAUUUAACAUAUUUCAGUAAAUUGCCAUUAUUAAUUUAAC
Messenger RNA from Owenia fusiformis, 2003 nucleotides. Lineage: Eukaryota; Metazoa; Annelida; Polychaeta; Sabellida; Oweniidae. The record is from the annotation of a GenBank genome assembly.